Molecule: messenger RNA, 2042 nt
Organism: Anolis sagrei ordinatus
Lineage: Eukaryota; Metazoa; Chordata; Lepidosauria; Squamata; Anolidae
Gene: KCNV1
Product: potassium voltage-gated channel modifier subfamily V member 1
Biological process (GO): protein homooligomerization; potassium ion transmembrane transport
Cellular component (GO): voltage-gated potassium channel complex; membrane
Molecular function (GO): voltage-gated potassium channel activity; protein binding
Source: RefSeq, a predicted model, not a curated record
AGUGGAAGGACAGCGAGGGAGGCGCUGCGCGGUCUGUAUCUCUCUCUCUCUCUCUACCUUCAGAAGGAGAAGGACUUUGCAGCCAGGGCCAGGCAACGAGAGAGAGGAAGAGAGAGACUGGGAAAGGAGCAGCUGCAGCCACGUCCAGAUGUAGCGGGGCGUUGAGAAGUAAGGCAGGAGAAAGAAGACACUUCCUGUUGAUAGUUGAAGCAUGAAGUCACCUCCUUGUUGCAUGUCCCUUUCUUCUGGAGCAUCUGUGGAAGAGCUAGAUGACAGCACAUCCUUGGGGUCCUUUGAGUCCAGUGUCUUCUGUAGUGAGGAGGAGCCUGCAUCCUUACUGCCAAAAGUAGCCCCCUCGCUGGUAGCUCCAUCGCUGGACUGCAUCACUGUUAAUGUUGGAGGGGCCCGCUUUGUACUGUCCCAGAAGAAGCUGUGCUGCUACCCAGAUACCCGCCUGGGCAAGUUGGCCGUGGUGGUUUCGGCGACCCGGGAUGUUGCCUCAAGCCUUUUGGACCUUUGCGAUGAUGCCAACUUAGUGGAGAAUGAAUAUUUCUUUGACCGGAGCUCUCAAGCUUUUAGCUACAUCCAUAAUUAUUACCAGACUGGACGGCUACAUGUAAUGGAUCAGCUUUGUGCACUUUCCUUCCUGCAGGAGAUACAAUAUUGGGGACUGGAUGAGCUCAGCAUUGACUCUUGCUGCAGAGACAGAUACUUCAGGCGGAAGGAACUGAGUGAAUCCUUAGAUAUCAAGAAUGAUACUGAAGAACUGGAUGUUCAUAAUGAGGAAGAGGACUUCUCUGGGAGUCUUUGCCCUCGUUUUAGGCACAAGCUUUGGGAAAUAUUGGAAAAACCUGGGUCUUCUAUAGCUGCAAGGACUUUUGGCACCAUCUCCAUGGCUUUUGUCAUCAUCUCUAUAGCCAACAUGGCCCUGAUCUCGGUGGAACUGAGCUGGCUGCCCCAACAUUCCCUAGAAAUCCUGGAACACAUAUGUAUUGCCUGGUUCACAGGAGAGUUUAUCCUUCGCUUCCUCUGUGCAUGGAAUAGAUGCCGCUUCAUAAGAAGAGUAGCAAACAUCAUAGACCUCCUGGCCAUUUUGCCCUUCUAUAUCACACUGAUAGUGGAGAGCUUGCGGGGCAGACAUAGCUCUCAGGAGCUGGAAAACAUGGGCCGGAUUGUUCAGGUGCUGAGGCUGCUGAGAGGCCUGCGCAUGUUGAAGCUGGGCAGGCAUUCAACAGGUCUUCGGUCCCUUGCAAUGACAAUUGCACAGUGCUAUGAAGAAGUCGGGAUGCUUCUUCUGUUCCUUUCUGUUGGCAUCUCCAUUUUUUCGACAGUGGAGUAUUUUGCUGAACAAGGCAUCCCUGGUACAACCUUCACAAGUGUGCCCUGUGCUUGGUGGUGGGCUACAACCUCCAUGACCACAGUUGGCUAUGGAGACAUUAGACCAGACACAACAGCUGGCAAAAUAAUUGCCUUUAUGUGUAUCUUAUCAGGAAUACUGGUUCUGGCUUUGCCAAUAGCCAUCAUCAAUGACCGCUUUUCAGCUUGUUACUUUACAUUGAAGAUCAAGGAAGCAGCUAUUCAGCAGCGAGAAGCCUUGAAGAAACUAACAAAGAAUAUGUCUAGUGACUCCAAUAUCAGUAUAAAUUUACGAGAUGUAUACGCUCGAAGUGUCAUGGAUGUGUUGAGGCUAAAAGGCCGAGAGAGAACAAGUACUAGAAGCAGUGGUGGGGAUGAAUAUUGGUUUUGAUUUUAAAAUGUUUCAUUGAUGUCCAUAACUGUCUAAUAGCAUUGAGAACACAGUUGAAUGGAAAGCAAACAAUCUUGUAUUAUGCUUUCCUAAUAAAUUUGCUGAUCUAAGUUGCUGAGUAUAAAACAAUUAGCAUAGGCCAAAGGCAUAUUGAAAGCAAAAACUCAGGGCAACUUUGACUCCAAAUUGGUUAUUUUUUCUUGGCAGAGCUAGGUAGAACAGAACUUCAGACAUUUGGCUAUAAUUCUUUUCAAGCUCAUUCCAAUAUGCAAAAAAUAAAGUCUUAGCAAAAUGA